Messenger RNA from Anopheles moucheti, 1662 nucleotides. RefSeq names its product protein twist. Bases 1 to 1662 code for a protein of 553 amino acids. The transcript has 2 exons. Gene Ontology annotation, biological process: regulation of transcription by RNA polymerase II; developmental process. NCBI's taxonomy places the organism in Eukaryota, Metazoa, Arthropoda, Insecta, Diptera, Culicidae. The record is from RefSeq and is a predicted model, not a curated record. Gene Ontology annotation, molecular function: RNA polymerase II transcription regulatory region sequence-specific DNA binding; DNA-binding transcription factor activity, RNA polymerase II-specific; protein dimerization activity.
AUGUCCGGUGAACGAUCGUCCAGUUCUCCCAUGCUCAUACUGGACAUUAGCGGGGCUGGCUCCGGCGGUACUACAUCCACCUCACCGACGUACACGAUGAAGAAGCCGGCGAACACUGUCGCUUCGGUGAAACUGGAAAACGAACGGUAUGCCGAUGGUGACAAACAAGAUCACCUGAACACGACCUAUCAACACCAGCACCACCAUGUACGCACCAUACCCGACCUACAGCCCAUCCAUCAUAAUGGUGCACAGCACCGAGAGUCGGACCAUCUUGGCGCACAUCAGAACCCCGACUUUAACGUGCUGAUGGCACAACCAUCCGUCGGGCAUGAUGUGUCUGCCGGUUCGCCGGCUAGCGUUCCUACGUCCCAACCGGUCUACGUGUAUCCAGGUAGCGCACCCGAAAUGACUCCCACCGGACGCGUUUCCUUUCCCGCACUCCAAUGCUACGGUGUCCAGAGUGUCCUGGAGCAAACGCAGCCACAAACAUUGGAGACACUACCGUCGAUCCUUGCGACGUACACCUCAACGUGCGAGAGUGCGAAGAAGCGCCGUAUGCUUGAUGCGGACUAUGAUUACGAGUUCGAUCAAAGUUCGCUCAGUCCGGAGGGAUAUCAGCCCGAGAAGCGGAUACGGUACGAUGGGAACUACGGUGGAUGGGCCUACGCUCCGACAACUCCUAUGUCGCAAGAGUACAGCCAUGUUAAUGGUCAUGUAACCGCCGCGUACGGUGGACCACUUCCAACAGUGAUGCCCAGCCUGGAUGAUGAGUCGUCCUCUAACGGGUCCUGCCAUAUUAACUCGUGUCACUGUGAACCGUCACCAGCGAAGACGAUGAUGUGCGUAGCGGACAAUGGCACUUACGACUCUUCGGGCGUUGUAUAUUACUACCAUGCAGCUGGUGCAACAAACCAGCAGGAGCAAAUGCAAUCAAACCAAACCCAUCCACUUCCUGCUGUCGAUACAACACCCACCCAUAGCCCCAUUGGGGCGGAUAGCUCCCUGUCGGUAUGUUCCAGCUCUCCCGUCAAGCUGGAUGAAUCGAGCUGCUCCGUCGGAAAGUAUGGGCAGGAUCGUGUCCAACCCACAACGGUGGCCAUGUUGGAACCGACCGGUGGGCAAGAAUUAUCACCCACCAGCACCAGUGGCGUUGGAACUGGUGGCAUUGAUACUGCUCAGAAUAAGAACGGUUCGGCGUUCGGCGGUGGACGCAAACCACGUACCGGACGGAUUCGCAAACGGGCUGUCAAGGAUGCGGUAAGCUAUCAGGAGGUGCAAAACCAGCGGGUGAUUGCAAAUGUACGCGAACGGCAACGAACGCAGAGCCUGAAUGAAGCGUUUGCCUCGCUGCGCAAAAUCAUUCCGACAUUGCCGAGUGACAAGCUGAGCAAGAUACAGACACUUCGGUUGGCUUCAAGGUACAUUGACUUCCUGUACCGGGUGCUAUCCAACAACGAGAUGCCGGCGAUGCGCGAAGAGCACAAAAAUAUGGCCGUAUCCGGUGGUAAUCUGCAGUUCAGCGGCAGCGGCAUAUUGGCCCACGAGAAGCUAAGCUAUCUGUUCAGCGUUUGGCGCAUGGAGGGCGACUGGAGCAAUGGAUCGUCCGGGGGCGAAGGUGCUGAGGCGGGCGGUGACAGUGCGAUCGGUGGUAAGGAAUGA